AAACGUUUUGUCCUUUGAUAAUUUUUGCUGAUAACUAGUUGUGCACGUUGUCUAAAGCGAGCAGUGACGUUUUCACCGUUAACAUGAAUUCUCGUUUCUGCAUAUUUAUUCUUCUCUAUUUCGCGGGAUAUUUGCAUUACGGAUCUUUGAACAAUGAAGUACAAAGGAUCAUUAAUGGAUUAGACACCAAUAUUAAUUUAGUUCCCUAUGUGUUGUCGCUGAGGUUAAAGGAUAACCAUGUGUGCUGUGCUGCUAUAAUAAACAAGGAAUGGGCUGUGACAGCAGGUCACUGCAUGAAAAUAACUGACGAUCCUAUGAAAGAGAUUACCUUGUGUAGUGGAUCUUCUAUUCUUUAUGAGAAUUGUACCGUUCAUAACAUAAUCAACUUUUUCAUACACGAAAACUUUGACAACGACAUCAAUGACUAUGACAUCGCUGUUAUGAAAGUAACACCUGCAUUCAUAUAUAAUGAGCAUACGAAAGCGGUUGACUUGGCAUCAAACGAAAAUGUUCAUAGGAAAUGGGGUACAGUCUGCGGUUGGGGGUACUAUCGGAAAGUCCAAGGUGUUAUCGAUCCAGUUCUGGCGAAAACUCUACAGUGUGUAGUAGUACCACGAAUAAAUAAAUGGACAUGCCAAAAAGAUUAUGCAAACAGAUAUAUAGUGACAUCUCGAAUGACAUGUUAUGGAUUUCAGGAGGGGGGCUUAGACGCUUGUCAAGGUGAUUCGGGAGGGCCAAUAGUGAAUACUGACAAUAUCCUCCUCGGUAUAACUUCGUGGGGAGACGGUUGUGCUGAAAAGAAUUCGCCUGGUGUAUACACAGAUGCAAUAUUACUUCGAUAUUGGAUUAGAAGUAAAACCGGCAUGGAAAGUUAAAAAAUUUACUGUUGUAAUGCAACGUGCAGGCAAACUGCACACAUCAACGCCAGACAUACUGCGGUGUCUCUACUAGUACAGCAAUUCAAACGCAAUUGGAGAAAUUCUGGUAUAUAGAAGAAGUAAUCCAACCAACCUGCCAUUCACAGGAAGAAAUCCAAUGAACAAACUUUGUUUACAACCGUAUUUAAUGCAGGCUGGUUGCUCUUAUCUAACAAAGGCAAUUAUAAUCAAUUUAAGCAGCGAGAAAGUGACGUACUUAUCGCGAUUCAGGAGACAAAUACAAUGCCCGUUAUUCGAGUACUCGUUUUUUCGCUAUGAAUAUUUUUGAGUG
Messenger RNA from Mycetomoellerius zeteki, 1209 nucleotides. Its product is annotated as trypsin. The coding region runs from base 84 to 875 and encodes 263 amino acids. Lineage: Eukaryota; Metazoa; Arthropoda; Insecta; Hymenoptera; Formicidae. The transcript has 9 exons. Gene Ontology annotation, molecular function: serine-type endopeptidase activity. Gene Ontology annotation, biological process: proteolysis. The record is from RefSeq and is a predicted model, not a curated record.